GGUGGUGGGGCCCGAACAGUUUACCGCAUCACAAUGCCGAAAAUACCAACGUUGGUAUAAUGUCAAGCUAGUGUCGGUUUUAAAACGUUACCGAGGAGUGUGUCUGUGUUUUGUUUGAUUCGUGAACCACGUGGUUUUACUCGAUAAGUUUUGCUUAUGUGUUGAGUUCGAUAUUUGUGAUUUUUUCCAUCUGCCAUUUUAAGUAAUAGGGAUGGAGAUCCUGGGUAUCCAGUUCGCACCGCUCAACGUGCCAAUGCAGAGGCGGCUGCAGACGCUGGCGGCGGCCACUUGGUUCACCACCUUGGCUUUCGGCGGGUUCGUGGGCACGGGACUGGCAAUUUAUUUACUAGUCUACACCCGCUUCUGGUGGCUGACAGCCCUCUACCUCGCCUGGAUGAUCCUGCUCGACAAAGACGUGGCGAAAAAAGGCGGCAGACGGUCGAAGUUCGUGCGUUCGAUGGCCUGGUGGCGGUACUUAAAGGACUAUUUCCCAUUGAAACUGGUGAAGCUGGAGGGCGCCAAGUUGGAUCCCUCUAGAAACUAUUUGUUCUGCUCGUUUCCACACGGCAUGCUGUCUACUGGUGCUUUCAACGCGUUCGGAACGGAGAUCGGCGGUUUCGGUGAAAUGUUCCCGCAUCACGAGCCCUACGUGGUUACUUUGACACAACACUACCACAUGCCGUUUUUCAGAGACUUCGCGUUAGGUUUGGGCGGCAUCGCAGCUUCGGCCGAGUCUAUUGAUUAUGUUUUGAGGCAACCGGAGGGCGGCAGGAUUGUGGUUCUUAUGGUGGGUGGUGCAGCAGAAGCCUAUUACUGCAAACCUGGACAAUACACUUUGAUUUUGAAGAACAGAAAAGGUUUUGUUAAGUUGGCUAUCAAGAACGGGACACCUCUAGUGCCUGUUUUGUCAUUCGGUGAGACUGAUCUCUUCACUCAACUUGGCAGUCCAGAAGGCGGACUGUUGCACAUGAUCCAGGAGUGGUUGAGGAAGUACUUAGGAAUGGCACCUAUUAUUCCCAUUGGACGUGGCUUCUUCCAAUAUUCGUUCGGUAUCAUACCGCAAAGGAGAUCAGUAACUACAGUUGUGGGAACACCAUUUGAGGUGAAGAAGAACGUAAAUCCGACAAAAGAAGAGGUGGACGAAGUACACGCAGCAUUUAUUGAACAUUUAACGAAAAUGUUUGAAGAACAGAAACACAAUUAUGUUUCAAAGCCUGAGAAGACGAAGUUAGAAAUAAUAUAAUAGGUGUUAUUUCUGCAUUUAGUGAUUCCAUGUACAUAAUUAUCAUGUUAUAUAUUUAAUUGUUAAAUAAAUUUGUUAUUUAUU
Aethina tumida (small hive beetle) is the source of this 1327-nucleotide messenger RNA. RefSeq names its product 2-acylglycerol O-acyltransferase 2-A. The record is from RefSeq and is a predicted model, not a curated record. Gene Ontology annotation, molecular function: diacylglycerol O-acyltransferase activity. The transcript has 4 exons. Gene Ontology annotation, biological process: triglyceride biosynthetic process. Gene Ontology annotation, cellular component: endoplasmic reticulum membrane. The coding region runs from base 212 to 1243 and encodes 343 amino acids. NCBI's taxonomy places the organism in Eukaryota, Metazoa, Arthropoda, Insecta, Coleoptera, Nitidulidae.